Messenger RNA from Pelecanus crispus (Dalmatian pelican), 1755 nucleotides. Lineage: Eukaryota; Metazoa; Chordata; Aves; Pelecaniformes; Pelecanidae. The record is from RefSeq and is a predicted model, not a curated record.
GCAGCCUUCCUUGGGCAGAGGGGACUGAUGGAGGAUGACUUCCUCACCAAGGUGCUGGAGGGCAUGGCCUUCGCUGGCUUCGUGACCGAGCGGGGGGCCCCGUACCGCUCGAUCGACGUGUUUGAUGAGCUUGUGGCUUAUGAAGUGAAGCGCAUGCGUGCAGAAGAGGGGAACAAGCAGAAAAUACUGCGGCACAUCAAGGAGCUGGCGGAGAAACUGUACAAAAACGAGAACCCGUACCCCGCAGUGACCAUGCACAAGGUGCAGAAGCCCACGGAAGGCUGUCACCUGCGCCUCCACCAGAAGCCUUUUCCCCGUUUGGAUGAGGGGACGGUGCAGUGGAUCAUCGACCAGGCCACUGCCAAGCUGCAGACGGCCCCUCCUGCUGUGAAGGCAGAGAAGAAAUGCAUGGUGCCAUCGGGACCGCCCAUCGCUGCCAUCAUGGAGCGUAAUGGCAAUGCCCUGGCCAACAGCGCCCGUCGCCUGGAGGUGGUCAGGAACUGCAUCUCCUAUGUCUUUGAGAACAAGAUGUUAGAAGCCAAAAAGUUAUUCCCUGCUGUGCUGCGUGCCAUGAAGGGCCGAGCAGCCAGGCAUUGCCUGACCCAGGAGCUGAACCUGCAUGUGCAGCAGAACCGGGCAGUGCUGGAUCACCAGCAGUUUGAUUUCGUAAUCCGCAUGAUGAACUGCUGUUUGCAGGACUGCACUGCCAUGGAUGAGCACGGGAUUGCAGCCGCUCUCUUGCCACUGGUCACCGCUUUCUGCCGAAAACUGAGCCCGGGCAUCACGCAGUUUGCCUACAGCUGCGUGCAGGAGCAUGUGGUAUGGACCAACAUCCAGUUCUGGGAGGCCAUGUUCUACUGCGACGUGCAGAACCACAUCCGAGCCUUGUACCUGGACAACAACGAGGAGAACCACACGGAUGAGGAGAGCACGGAGGGGCCGCAGGAAGCCAAGUCUGCCCUGGAGAUAGCGUCGGAGCAGCUGAGGCUCUGGCCCACCAUGAGCCGAGAGAAACAGCAGGAGCUGAUCCAGAAGGAGGAGAGCACCGUUUUCAGCCAGGCCAUCCACUACGCCAACCGCAUGAGCUACCUGCUGCUGCCUCUCGACACCAGCAAGAACCGCCUGCUACGCAGCUCCGGGCUGGGGGAUGUGGAGAGUGUCAGCAACAGCUUCGUCACCAACAGCAUCGCUGGCAGCGUGGCUGAGAGCUAUGACACGGAAAGCGGAUUUGAGGAUGCAGAGAGUUCCGACGUGGCCAACUAUGUGGUGCGAUUCAUCAACCGCUUUGUGGACAAAGUCUGCACGGAGAGCGGAGUCACCAACGAGCACCUCAAGGGGCUGCACGUCAUGAUCCCUGAUAUUGUGCAGAUGCACAUAGAGACACUGGAUGCCGUGCACAGGGAGAGCAAGAGGCUUCCUCCCAUCCAGAAGCCAAAGCUGCUGUGCCCCAACCUGUUGGUGGGUGAGGAGCGCGUGAUGGAGGGGCUCCGUGUGUGCCUCAUGCCUGAUGGACGGGACGAAGCUGCUGGAGGGAAUAUUGGUGGUCCACCUCUCCUUCCCGCAGAAGGAGCCAUCUUCCUCACCACUUACCGCAUCAUCUUCAAAGGCACUCCUACGGACCCCCUGGCGGGGGAGCAGGUGGUGAUCCGAUCCUUCCCCAUCGCCUCGCUGACCAAAGAGAAGAAGAUCAGUAUCCAGGCCCAAGGGGAUCAGUUCAUCCAGGAGGGCUUGCAGCUGCGCUCAUGCACAUUCCAG